Messenger RNA from Ichthyophthirius multifiliis, 1127 nucleotides. Its product is annotated as papain family cysteine protease, putative. Gene Ontology annotation, cellular component: lysosome. The record is from RefSeq and is a predicted model, not a curated record. Gene Ontology annotation, molecular function: cysteine-type endopeptidase activity. The transcript has a single exon. NCBI's taxonomy places the organism in Eukaryota, Ciliophora, Oligohymenophorea, Hymenostomatida.
AAUAAAGCAAAAAUUAAAAAAUAAAAUAAUGAAUAAAACACUCAUACUUACUUUCGCAGGAGUUGCCUUAUUAACAACUGCCUUUUUCUUUGUCUUAAACCAUAAAAAUACCCCCCACCACACCGUUGAUGAAAAUUUGAUGGCUUUAUGGUAAGGAUUCAAAGCAACAUAUGGUAAAAAAUAUGCUGAUCCUGAUUUCGAAGCUUACAGAAUUAGAGUAUUCGCUUAAAACUUAAAAAGAAUUGAAGGAGAUGAAACCAAGGGAAUCACCUAAUUCAUGGACUUAACUACCGAAGAAUUCAAACAAACGUACUUAACUUUAAAAUUAAAAUCUACUGAAUAACCCAUUACAAUCCAUUCUAAGGAUGAACCUACUUAUGUUGAUUGGGUAUCAAAAGGAAAAGUAACUAAAGUUAAAAACUAAGGAUAAUGUGGUUCUUGCUGGGCUUUUUCUACAACUGGUUCAGUUGAAUCCGCUUUAAUUUUAGCUGGAAAAUAAUCUAAAUCUGUCGAUUUAUCUGAAUAAGAACUUGUAGACUGUUCCACUAAUUACGGAAACGAUGGAUGUGACGGUGGUUUGAUGGACUACGGUUUCUAAUAUAUUAUUGAAAAAGGUUUAGCCUAAGAAAGCGAAUAUCCUUACACUGCUACUGAUGGAUCAUGUUAAGAUACCUCUAAAUUCAAAAAAGUUAACAUAACCAAAUUCGCUGAUGUUCCUAAAGGAAACUGCAAUUCUUUGAAAAAAGCUCUUGCUUAAUAACCUGUUUCUAUUGCUGUUGAUGCUGAAGAAUGGUAAUUCUACACUUCUGGUAUCUUGAAAAAAUGCGGAAAAUAAUUAGAUCAUGGUGUUUUAUUAGUCGGUUUCGUAUAAAAAGGAGAUGAUAAUGCUAAUGCUUGGAAAGUUAAAAACUCUUGGGGUCCAUCUUGGGGUGAAAAAGGUUUCAUCUAUCUUGCUGAUGGAAACACCUGCGGAGUUUGUGACAGUGCUUCAUAUCCUGUUGUUUGAUUUUUUUUUAAAAAUAAAAAACUAAAAAUUAAAUAUUUUUAUUUUAUAUUUUUUAUUAAAUAUAAUUUUUUAUUUCAUUUUCAUUUAUUAUUUCUAAUUUUAAUUAAAUAAAAAUUCUUUU